Molecule: messenger RNA, 2310 nt
Organism: Scomber scombrus (Atlantic mackerel)
Lineage: Eukaryota; Metazoa; Chordata; Actinopteri; Scombriformes; Scombridae
Product: neuroepithelial cell-transforming gene 1 protein-like
Exons: 13
Coding region: 138-1838 (566 amino acids)
Biological process (GO): positive regulation of Rho protein signal transduction; intracellular signal transduction
Molecular function (GO): guanyl-nucleotide exchange factor activity
Source: RefSeq, a predicted model, not a curated record
AUCGAUCUCUUCCUCCUGCUUUCUUUCUUCUCCUGCUGUUGUUUUUAUACGGGUAGAGUAUAUAAUUUUUUAUUCGCUAAAUUCAAUCCUGUUCUUGGUUCAACUCUAAGUGAUUUCAAGACGAAGCCUCCUGCAAAAUGGAAGAAAACGAGGAAGUUGUUGGAAGGACGGUGGCAAACAAAAAGAAGAGGACAUCAAUAAGCGCCGCCGAGCAAUCUCCUCAAACACUGCGGAGAAAUAACUCCAAAAAGCCUCCGCUGCAGAGAGGCAGCUCUUUCACGUUUCUGACUCCGGGGACACCGUGGGACUUCAGUUUAAAGAGAAAGCGCAAGGAGAAAGACGAUGACACAGUCAGCCUGUCCAGUUUCGACCUGAAGGAACCAAACACCAAGCGUGUACGGCCACUGGUCAAAGUUUCAUCCCUGGUCAACUUGAUAUCUCCUUCAAAGAAUGGAGCAGUGCGACGCUUUGGCCAGUCCAUCCAGUCAAGGUCGUUACGUGGUGAUACCAAGUCACCAGGGACGUCCCUUAAAGGCAGCAGCAAGGCAGCAGGUCCCACACCCACCAAACGCAGAAACAGCACGCUGUGGUCGGAGACGCUGGAUGUUCAUCAGAAGAGCUCAUUCUCCACCAAAGAGAUCAAGAGACAAGAGGCGAUUCACGAGCUUUACAGGGGAGAACAAGAUCUAAUCGAAGAUCUCCAACUUGCACGAAAGGCAUACCACGAUCCCAUGCUGAAGCUCUCCAUCAUAACAGAGGAGGAACUUGCGCAUAUUUUCGGGGAUCUGGAUGCAUACAUCCCCUUACAUGAGGACUUACUGAUGAAACUGACCGAGGGAACUGGUCCUGAUGGAACAGUAGCUCAGAUCGGACGAAUAGUAAUAGACUGGCUGCCUGGUCUGAACGCUUACAAAGACUACUGCAGCAACCAGCUUGCAGCCAAAGCUCUGCUGGACCAGAAGAAGCAGGACAGGCGGGUCCAAGACUUCCUGCAGCGCUGCCUUGAGUCUCCCUUCAGCAGGAAACUCGACCUCUGGAGCUUCCUGGACAUCCCGCGCUCACGCUUAGUAAAAUACCCGCUGCUGCUGCGAGAGAUCCUCAGACACACUCCUCCUGAUCACCCAGACGUCGCCAGUCUGGAGAGAGCUAUCACUAUAAUCCAGGGAAUUCUGUCUGAUAUCAACAUGAGGAAAGGGGAGUCAGAGUGCCAGUAUUACAUAGACAAACUGGAAUAUCUGGAUGAAAAGCAGCGGGACCCCCUCAUAGACAACUGUAAGGGCCUCCUGUGUCACGGUGAGCUGCGGAACAAGAGUGGCUCGAGGCUUCACGUGUUCCUCUUCUCUGAGCUGCUGGUUCUGACCCGACCAGUGACUCGUAACGACAGGAGCUGCUUCCAGGUGUAUCGACAGCCCAUCCCAGUUCGGGACUUGGCUCUGGAGGACCUGCAGGAUGGAGAGGUCCGCAUGGGGGGAUCUUUCAGAGGGGCUUUCACCAAUGCAGAGAAAGCUAAAAAUGUCUUCCGUGUGAGCUCCGUGGACCCCUCCCAUGGCCAGUCCCACACCCUGCACGUCAAUGACGUCUAUCACAAGCAGCAGUGGCUCAACUGCCUGCGCACUGCCAUGACCCAACAACAGAGGGCUCCGCCGAGAGUUCAGCAAGUAGAAGCUGUCAGAGCCAAGCGCCGCUCCUCCACUGUCUCACCCACCAUCUAUGAUGAAGAGACAGAUGAGAACUGUCCACCUGUCUUGGGCCCCAAACUCAGGCCUCAGACGCUCUCCAAAACCAGACUGGACCAGAGGUUUCAAGGCUCCAUAAAGAGGAAGGAGACUGGAGUGUAGACAAAGAGACAGGCCAUGUGUGCACAGCUUGUGUCCUGUCUGGUCACAUGAGUCUGUCAGUGAAAUAUAUCUCAAUGAAACCACUAUUUUAGUGCUUCUGCUUUGUGUCUAUAGCACUGAAAAAACCUUCCCAAUAAUUUCCGUCCAAUUUUAGUCUUAUCUCAUUUAAAUUGUGUAAUUAGUUUACAAAAAAAGUGUGUACCAUUGUGACUGAACUGUAUGUUUACACCAGCUAAAUAUGUAUGGAAUCAGUGUUUUGUGUCUGCUUAAGUUAAUGACUUUAUACCCACUUGUCUCGCUCUUGUUUCAUCAGUUUUCCAGUUUAAACACUUUCAAGCUUUUUCUUCUCCUUUUUUUGCUGUAAUCAAAAUGUUAUGUAUGCAGUUGUUACGUGUGUGUGUGUGUGUGUGUGUGUGUGUGUGUGUGUGUGUGUGUGUGUGUGUGUGUAUAAGGGAUCAAGAAACAGGGAAAU